GUAUUCCCUCACACUAUUGUACACGCGCUACGAUGGAGCGUGUGAAUUAUACUGUUCCUUAUAAUGCAGUCGCCAAUAUGCCACCAAGGGAGGGGCGCAAAGCGCACUCGUCACCCCACCGUUCACUUCCUCGGGCACGCCGGUGACGGAAUUCAAAGCACCCGCCUGUGUCUUCGCCACCAUCUUCAUCGUGCUGAGCUCAAAUUCUUGGCUUUCAAUCCAUUCAGAGCCUUUUGGACUCCGACUUUCCGACCUUCCUAUGAUUUUUUAGGACCUAAUGGAGGCACGCCCUACUUUAUCAAUUCAAAGAUCAGGUGCAAAGCAGCUUAGUAACAUGGGGAUGUCUGGAGCACUGUCUUCAUCUUCACCAGUCCUUCCAGCCCCUUUGCAAGAGACAUAUCCGAAGUUGCCAGACUCUCAACAGGUUUAUAUGGAAAGAGAAUUUGCGAAAAGGCCUUUUACCCAUACAAGUCAUUUACCCUCUGAUAGUGGAGUGGCUGGUCACAUGUUUUCAUCAUCCCCAGGAUUUUCAUUAGAUCUUCAUUACUCAUCUCUUUUACCCCAUGAAGAGUAUUCAAAAAACUCUCCUUUUAUUUCUCAGUUAUCAACUAUUGGAGCAGCUUUUCCAUUGACACACACUUCUCAUUCGAGAUCUGUUCAAUCUACAAAAUCAAGUCAUUAUGCCGAAGAAAACUCUGCUUCGUGGAAUACUGAUUCACUUCCAAGUUUUCUUGAUUUUCCUGUAAAUACCUUUAUUGAGAGUAGUCAGAUAGAAAGCAGUGGGUGUAAUACUGUCCUGCCAUCUGAGGAAUUUGGUAAAUGGGCAGACCAGCUAAUUUCUGAUGACGUUGCAAAUUGGAAUGAGCUUCUUGGAGACACCAAUGUUACAGAUAUGGAACCAAAGAUGGCAUGCCAGGUGUCCAAACCAUCUCCAAAUUUUCAAGCACAUGAGUCCCAAGUUCAUCAGCAGCUUCCUGUUCCAUCUGGAGAAAUUCGUGCUAUUGCUACUCCCACUUCCUCGGCAAAUAGUGCCCCAGCCAAGCCACGCAUGCGCUGGACACCAGAACUUCAUGAAGCCUUUGUGGAGGCUGUCAAUAAACUUGGUGGUAGUGAAAAAGCUACUCCAAAGGGUGUGCUGAAGUUCAUGAAAGUUGAAGGAUUGACCAUCUAUCAUGUGAAAAGCCAUUUGCAGAAAUAUCGGACAGCCAGAUACAGACCAGAUUCUUCAGAAGGAUCCUCAGAGAAGAAGUUAACUCCAAUUGAAGACAUGUCAACUCUUGACUUGAAAACGGGUAUCGAGAUUACGGAAGCUCUACGAUUGCAGAUUGAAGUUCAGAAGCGGCUUCAUGAACAGCUUGAGAUUCAAAGGAAUCUACAGUUGCGAAUAGAAGAACAAGGAAGGUACCUCCAAAUGAUGUUUGAGAAGCAAUGCAAGCCUGGCAUGGACAAGCUGAAGGCAUCAGCAUCUGCUUCACAGGACCCCCCCGUUCCAUCUUCGGAUGCAGUUCCAGAUUCCCCUGCCAAAACUGAACUGAAAGCCUCCCAGUUGGACGAUUGCCAUGGUAAAACAGGUGCUGAGCCAGUCAAUGCCAACACUAGGUUGGAAGAAACCUCGUGGGAGCUGGGUGAGAAAGAAAAGGCACCUGAACAAGAAGCCCCUCGGGAUUUUGAAGCAGAUGAAUCUAGUUCUCAACCCUCAAAGCGUCCAAGAACGGAUGAAUAAUAAGCCAUAUCACCUUCCACAUCAGUAUUGGACUGACAAGACUGUACUGAUUAAUGGAAUAUUUUAUUCUUUUGAGUGAGACAGACAUAGCUGACUGAUGGAUAGAGCUUUGGGACUUAGAUAUACUAUCUAUUCUAAAGAAAAAUUUGCAGAUGCAGUAACAAAUUAGUUGAGUAAAGUUUUGAUCA
Molecule: messenger RNA, 1911 nt
Organism: Carya illinoinensis
Lineage: Eukaryota; Viridiplantae; Streptophyta; Magnoliopsida; Fagales; Juglandaceae
Product: protein PHOSPHATE STARVATION RESPONSE 1-like
Exons: 8
Coding region: 278-1723 (481 amino acids)
Molecular function (GO): DNA-binding transcription factor activity; DNA binding
Source: RefSeq, a predicted model, not a curated record